UUCCCUUAUCCAUUCUCUCUACUGCGCCUGCGAGUGAGAGGGAGAAAGAGUUCUGGUGGAAGCCAUGGCAAUGGGACUGGCAGCGAAGAGUGAAGGUGGGGGGAAUUACAGCGGCAGGAUCACCUCACUUCUUGUGUUAUCUUGCCUGGUGGCGGCCACUGGAGGGGUCAUCUUCGGCUACGAUAUUGGAAUUUCAGGUGGAGUAACCUCCAUGGAGCCAUUCCUGGAAAAAUUCUUCCCGGAGGUGUAUGCCAAGAUGAAAGAGGACGCCAAGACAAGCAACUACUGCAAAUUUGACAGCCAAUUGUUGACCUCAUUCACAUCCUCCCUCUACGUGGCUGGCCUAAUUGCUUCGUUCUUCGCGUCGCCAGUCACCAAAGCCUUUGGCCGCAAGCCAUCAAUACUUGCUGGCGGAGCUGCUUUCCUUGCCGGUGCAGCCCUGGGUGGUGUAGCUUUGAAUGUAUACAUGCUGAUAUUUGGCCGCGUCUUGCUUGGCAUUGGGAUUGGCUUCGCAAACCAGUCAGCUCCAUUAUAUCUGUCAGAAAUGGCCCCACCAAAGCACAGGGGAGCAAUCAACAAUGGCUUCCAGUUGAGCGUUGGCAUUGGCGUUCUAUCAGCAAACCUCAUCAACUAUGCCACCGAAAAGAUCAAGGCCGGCUGGGGCUGGAGAAUCUCCCUCGCCAUGGCAGCUUUCCCGGCUUCAAUCCUAACUCUGGGAUCCCUCUUCCUCCCAGAAACACCCAACAGCCUAAUUCAGAACAGCAGUGAUCACCAAAAGGCAAAUCUGAUGCUGCAGCGAAUCAGAGGCACCGCAGAAGUCCAAGCUGAAUUAGAUGAUCUCAUAAAAGCAAGCGAGAUAUCUAAAACCAUCAAGCACCCAUUCAAGAAAAUCAUAGAGAGGCAAUACCGACCUCAGCUAGUCAUGGCAAUGGCGAUACCAUUCUUUCAGCAAGUCACAGGAAUCAACGUCAUCUCCUUCUAUGCUCCAGUCCUUUUUCGGACAAUAGGCCUGAGUGAAAGUGCAUCGCUCCUAUCAGCAGCGAUUGUAACCGGGGUUGUGGGCACCAGCUCAACCUUCAUAUCUAUGCUGAUAGUAGAUAAACUUGGCAGAAGAGUUCUGCUUAUUCUUGGGGGAAUUCAAAUGCUGGUAUCACAGAUAGUUGUCGGAAGCAUGAUGGCGGCUGAGCUAGGUGAACACGGUGGGAUAAGCAAAGACUCUGCUUUUGUGGUACUAAUCUUCAUCUGCAUCUAUGUUGCUGGAUUUGGGUGGUCAUGGGGGCCGUUGGGAUGGCUAAUUCCCAGUGAGAUUUUCCCGUUGGAGAUUCGAUCGGCAGGGCAGAGUAUCAAUGUGGCCGUAAACUUUCUCUUCACUUUCAUUGUUGCUCAGACCUUUCUGGCCAUGCUCUGCCGCUUCAAAGCUGGGAUUUUCUUCUUCUUUGCGGGCUGGGCGGCCGCGAUGACCGGAUUUGUCUACUUGUUUCUGCCGGAGACUAAGAAUGUGCCGAUUGAACAGAUGGGUAGUGUGUGGAGGCAACACUGGUUUUGGAGGAGAUUUGUUGGGGAAGAGAUUGAAGACAAGUGAUAGUCUAAUGUUGUGUGUUGCUAAUGAAAUGAAAGAGUGAUUUUUAGUCUAA
Molecule: messenger RNA, 1634 nt
Organism: Diospyros lotus (date-plum)
Lineage: Eukaryota; Viridiplantae; Streptophyta; Magnoliopsida; Ericales; Ebenaceae
Product: hexose carrier protein HEX6-like
Exons: 4
Coding region: 65-1582 (505 amino acids)
Biological process (GO): monosaccharide transmembrane transport
Cellular component (GO): membrane
Molecular function (GO): monosaccharide transmembrane transporter activity
Source: RefSeq, a predicted model, not a curated record